AUGUCCUUUCAGGACGCGGAGGAGCCCCAAGAUAGCGAAGAGGAUGCCGGUGGUCCAAGUAGCGACGAGGAACUCCGGUCCCCGGCUUACAUCAACGGCAACGGAGAGGAUGCCGAAAGCCCUGAAGACUCAGAUGUUCAAGGCGAGCCGGAGACGGAGGUCGAAGAUCUCGACGCUCUGCUCGUCGAUGUUCAAGACCACAUCUUCGGCGAGAUGCAGCUUCCCCCAGACGUUGCGGAGGAGUUGCAGGUCGCCUUCGCUGCCUUUCUCGAGUCAGCUGGGUCCAGAGAUGCGGCCGGCGAAGCCGUCUACGCCGCGAUUUUUGAUGCAGCUCCGGAGUUGCAAACCCUUUUCAAGACCCCGCGGUCUGUGAUGGCGAUGCGCUUUAUCAACGGGCUGAAUCAUCUAGUCGGCGAGCUCACAGAUCCCCCUGCCUUGAAGACGGUGACGGAGACCUUGGGCUUUCAGCAUUUGGACAUCGAAGUUACGACCCCGCGAGCCGGAAUUUUCCGGAACGCCAUCCUCGAGCUCUUUGAGCAGGAGCUCGGUGGCAACUUCACUGGCAAGGCGAGGGCUGGAUUACAAGCACUCAUGAACUAUGUCGGGGGUGCCAUGAUCUACGUCCGGCGUGAGUACUCGGAACGCUAUGGAGAAGCAAGGCUCCUCAUGGUAUAG
Symbiodinium sp. CCMP2592 is the source of this 675-nucleotide messenger RNA. NCBI's taxonomy places the organism in Eukaryota, Dinophyceae, Suessiales, Symbiodiniaceae. The record is from the annotation of a GenBank genome assembly.